AUGCCUAUUCGGAUGAAGCGCCUUAGUCGAAGUGAUCCAGAAUACAAGGAUCAUGAGAUUAAAUUCAAUCAUUCAUGGUCGCAUGGUGAGAAAAGCGCCAAGAUCAAGUCUAUCUACCUUGCCAGUCGAGACGACAUCGAAAAGUCUGGUCGGGGGGAGCGCUUUUUCAGAUACCUUAAUGGUGGGAGAUACAAGAGACUUUACCAUGGUACCUCGCGUGCGUGUCACAUUGGAGAGUCGGGCAAUGAUUUGAAGCUUUGCUACGACAGUGAUUGUGGCACAUGCAGUAUACUGAGACAGUCGUUCAAACUGAAAUAUGCUGAUGACGAGGGAAUGUUUGGCCCUGGUAUCUACUCUACACCAAAUUCUUCAAAAGCAGACGUCUAUGUAAAGAACCAUUAUGUCAACUCGAACCUUCACGCUAUGCUCAUUUGCUAUGUCGUGGCAACUAAGCCUCAGCGCAAAUUGCUAGCAGACCACAGCAUCACCAGACCUUCACGUGGCUACAACUGUAUUGAGGGGGUGACUAUCGAUAACGGAGGGUCACUUCAAUAUCCAGAGUUUGUUGUCUAUCGACACGAUGCGAUUAUUCCAGUCGGGCUCAUCAUGUAUACUCGCAAGGGCUGGGAGCCCUUAUGA
Molecule: messenger RNA, 639 nt
Organism: Fusarium verticillioides 7600
Lineage: Eukaryota; Fungi; Ascomycota; Sordariomycetes; Hypocreales; Nectriaceae
Exons: 7
Coding region: 1-639 (212 amino acids)
Source: RefSeq, a predicted model, not a curated record